AUGGAAUCAGUUGCUAGUCGCAUUAUGGGUCCUAGUUUUCUACCUCCACGUGAUAAUACUCACACUCUUGUUGAGGAUCAACGAAAGGCCAGAGUCAAUCAGAUCAUACAGCAAUUUAAUGUGGUGGCUAGCAAACUCAAUGCAGCCAAGAGAAGGAGAAGGUGCUUGCUCGGCAUGAAGGAGAGAGAAGCUAAUUAUUGGUGGGAAACUCCCAUCGAUCAACUUAACCCCAAGGAGCUAGAAGAACUAGAGCUUCGUUUUGCAGAGCUUCUCGAGCUCUACAUCAGCAGGAGCAAGAAGAUUGCAGCCACUACUUUAAUGCCUACUCCAAGGGAUCCUGCUCAGUUCAAUCCAUCUACUCCAAGGGACUUUAACUGA
Hibiscus syriacus is the source of this 378-nucleotide messenger RNA. RefSeq lists its product as uncharacterized. The transcript has a single exon. The record is from RefSeq and is a predicted model, not a curated record. Lineage: Eukaryota; Viridiplantae; Streptophyta; Magnoliopsida; Malvales; Malvaceae. The coding region runs from base 1 to 378 and encodes 125 amino acids.